GUUCAUCAUCAUCAGUUCAGUUUCUGGUGUGGAAUAAAAAAUAAUCUGAAAAAUGAUUUCGAAAGUUUUCUUCAUCGCUGCUCUAGCCUGUGCCUCACAAGCAGCAGUGUCUCGCGUGGUGCCUGUUGUAGCAAAAAUAUCGGAUGAUACCGUAGAUCUCUCACCUCAGUACUCCUACGCUUAUGAUGUCCAGGACGCUCUAACUGGAGAUUCAAAAGCUCAUCUCGAGAGCAGAAAUGGAGAUAUUGUCAAGGGUCAAUACAGUCUCAAUGAUCCCGAUGGUACCAGAAGAAUCGUAGAUUAUACUGCAGACCCUGUGAAUGGAUUCAGAGCAGUCGUCAGAAAAGAACCCUCAACAGCAAUUGCCGAACCAGUAGCUGCCGAACCUGUUGAGGUAGAACCAGUAAUUGCAAAAACUGUAGCUGCACCUUUAGUUGCAAGAGCAAUUACUGCACCGUUGUUGACUAGAGCAGCUGCAAUAAGGGCAACUAAAUUUCCUGCAGAUUCAGAAGCGGUAGAAAGUGUUGAAGUUGCACCAAAAUCAGUUCCAGUGACUGCUCUUCCAGCAUUUGGAGUCUCAGCUCCUCUAAUCUCUUCACCUUAUGUCGCUGCUCCUGUUCUGAGUUACUCAAGACUGUCAGUGCCUUUCACAUAUAGCACAUUUACGGUUUAUACCAAAAAAGUUUGA
Messenger RNA from Leptinotarsa decemlineata (Colorado potato beetle), 688 nucleotides. RefSeq lists its product as uncharacterized. Gene Ontology annotation, cellular component: extracellular matrix. Lineage: Eukaryota; Metazoa; Arthropoda; Insecta; Coleoptera; Chrysomelidae. Gene Ontology annotation, molecular function: nucleic acid binding. The record is from RefSeq and is a predicted model, not a curated record.